Messenger RNA from Neolamprologus brichardi, 4267 nucleotides. Lineage: Eukaryota; Metazoa; Chordata; Actinopteri; Cichliformes; Cichlidae. The record is from RefSeq and is a predicted model, not a curated record.
AGUAUUAGGUUCCCCCUCGUUUCCUCUUCUGCUCUGUCGCAGUUUCAGCUGUGUCUCUGGCUCUUUCUCUCCCCUGCUGUCGCUCCCGUAGGUGGCAGGAUUGCUGGGUAGGAGGUGGGGGGGAGCCUUGGCAGCUUUCUCCCUACAGGCCGCUUCCUCCCCCUUUUGCCCGUCUGUCCGGGCAUGGAUGCCAUUCGCUGGCAGGGUCUGUGUGCCAUUUGAUCGCGUGAGGGUGUUAGCUGUGCUGCUGCACUGUCACAGGUCUCCAGGAGCCAGAGGUUUGCCAUUUCUGCAAAGAUUCUCCCCACUUUUUGGUUCGUUGAAGCCGGCGUACGCUUCACUCUCUGCCAUUGGCCUCCCUGAGUAUCGGAGUCGACAGCGAGUUUCUCUGUUGCGCCUAUUCUUGGUGACCUCCAGUGACAUGAUGCCCAAGAGGGAUCAUGAGAAGGACCUGGAGCUGGACAAGAAGAUUGAGGCUCUCCGCAGGAAGAAUGAAGCUCUUAUGAAGAGGUACAAGGAGGUAGAGGAGGACAGAAAAAGAGCAGAAGAGGAAGGAAUGGCACUGCAGAGCCGGAAGGGCAAAGCCGACGAUCUUACCAUCACAAUCAGCAAGUCCACUAGUGAUAGUCGUGUGGUGGUGACAAAGCCAUUCAGUGGCGGUUCACCAGCUGGGAAGGGACAGCAGGAAGCCGGACCUGACAGAGGGGGGGAGACUCCUCCACAGACUGCUGGCCGAGGACACAGGAAGCAACUAACAGUCACCAUGGCUGGCAAAAAGGGUAAGAGGGUGGUGAGUGAGAGGCCUGAGAAGAGGCCGGGCCCUGUGGACGUCAAGAGCCCCGCCGAUGAUGGACAGGCGAGGCGUGUGGAGUCAGCGGGGAGGGCGAAGCAGCCAUCUCACAUGACCAAAAGAGACUCAGCACCACAGGACGAGGUCAAACAGGGGCAGAAGCACACUGAGGAGCAUCACGGGGUGCCAGAGCAAUGCCAGGAUAUCGAGAACCUGCAGGCCAUCACAGACCUCAACGUCCCCACAUCGAGAGAGGAGCAGGAGGAAUAUUUAAGGUGGAAGAAGGAGCGUGAGCAGAUUGACAGGGAGAGGGUGGCGCGCCAUAAAAAUGCCAAGGGCCAGUGGAGACGAGCGUGGGACAUGGAUAAAACUGACAAUAUGUUUUCAGACAAAUCCCUCUCUGACAGAGACUGGGGGCCUUCCAGCAGAGGAGGAAGAAAUGCUAGAAGAGGACCCAGGGCAGGCAGCGAUUCAAAAGCUCAUGACAAGCGAGGCAAAGACAAGGGAGCUAAAAACGUGCAAGUGAUGAGCAGUAAAGCAAAAGGCAAAGAUCGCCUGACUGGGCGGGCCAGAAGAUGGCAGGCAAAUGAUGAUGGAGAGAACCUGCAGAUGCCUGAGACGACGCUGGAGGAAUUCCUUGAGGAACUUGACGCCCUCACAGACGCUAAUGCAGACGAGCUGAAAGAUCAGGACGCAAAAACAAAGCAGUCACCGAGCCCGGAUUCACUGAGCACGCCCGAGGAAGCGAGUGAAUCAGCAGCUUCUGUGUCGGCUGCUAUCCUUAGAGAGGACACCCCGACUCAGGAGAAGGCAGAGGCUUCGUCCUCUCGGGGUUUGGAGAAGAAAGUGCGCUUCUCUGAGGAACUCAUCCAGGGGGCUCAUGCAAGGCAAACCACGGGGUCUCAAGAGUCAGAAUCCAGAGGUCCCAGCUCUUUGAAAGCUUCCUCACCUAAAAAGAACAAGCAUGAAAUGCAGAGGCCACAUCAGCCUCUUGAAAGUGCCAAGCAGGAUGAUGGGAGUCUUCAGGAUAAAGGAGGUGGGCCAGCUGCACCUUCUUUUGCACAGCAGCAGGGAUCUGAAACUGAUUGCACUAAAAAGGACAGCAGCCCACCCACAGCUCCCAGCUCCCCCCCUGCUGAAAAAGCCUGCACCCCUCUACAUGAGAUCCAGCCUGUGGAGCUUCCCAAGUGCAACAUCAGCAACACAAGCACGGAAGAGCUGAUAGACUCUGGUCUGUCUGUUCUGAGCCUGGAGUCUGGAGAAACACACCCAACACACUCCGCCAGCAGUGACAAGGCACGAGAACAUGGGAAAAUUGUUUAACUGACGUUUUCUGGAUAUAAACACUGAAACCAAAACACAGCAUUUGGAUGCAUUAUUUUUGCUUCAAAGUAGCUCAUUUGCAAUACUGUUUAUAGCUUACAGGCAAAACUGUGGUUUAAUUUUGUGGGAGCUGAAUUUUUGUCUCAAAUGUGACACAUGAAUGGUGAGACGCCUUUUUCCCGCUCAAUUAUUAGUAUUAUUAUUUUUUUAACAUCCGAGCACUUUAUGUGUACAAAAACAUGUGUACUGACAUCUCUUUCUGUAUGGAAGUACGCUGCUUGAGUGCAAUAUCACUGAAUGUUUACACAUUUGUAUGAAAAUGUUGAGGUACAUAUCAGGAGGCUAGCUAAUCGGUUAAAUUUAGAUAGCCCUUGACAUUAAACCAAGCCACAGUCUAAUUACUUAGUGCCUGAUUCUGCCUUAGAGGUAUAUUUUUUUAAUUUAUUUAGCUUAUUUAGCAGGGACGAUGCACAAUAAAUAUAUUGUACCGGAUAUAGCUAAAAGCUACUUUUCAGCUGUAGUCCCUGAGUAACUUUUCAGUAACUGAAUAAAGAUUGUAAUAUAUGACGAUACAUAGUUGCAGACCUCCAGUAGAGUUUUUAUUUCUACAUUUAAAAGUAGUAGACAAAUAGAUAUUAUUUAUUAACUGCUUCCAGCAUCCAUAAAUAGCCUUUGGGAAGUAUGAAAUCGGUAUAUUGUUAAAACGCACAUUUGAACCCUAAUGUCUUUGGCCAGUGACCAAGACAGUCUAAAGUUUACAAAAUGUUACUACUGACAUGCUGUAAAUGUUUCUGCUAUUAAGAGCAUUGAAAGGAGCACGCCACUGAUUUUUGAUAUCAAGACAGGAGCCUGAUGAUGUCAUACUCUAGUUAAGAUUAUCUGAAUUUGGAGAUGACAGCUUUGCAGUCAUGAAACCUCACAACUCUGCCCAUAAGUGGCAGAAAUCUACUUGAUUUAAAUUUGGCCUUUUUACUUAUCGAGGUCGUCUCCUUGUGCAGCUCUGAGCCACAUCCGCUCUGCCUGCUGUUUUUACAUUGCUUUGUGGUCUGACUACUUUUCACCGGGGAAAAUAGAGGAAGUAUACAUUUGUCUCACAGUGUGGGGGGAUCAGCACUGGGGAACUGGAUCUAUGUCCCAGAGAGCAAAGGGCAGCCUGAAAAAGAAAAAAUUACUCUGUCAGAGCCUUAAGGCAGGACAUCCAGAACAUGCUCGUUUCUUCUUUCUUUCACAGUCAUGAGCGUUGUGCACCAUGAAUAUGUCCCCCACACUCAGACGAUUGGCACAGAGUUCUACUGUAACAUCCUGAGGCGUCAGAAGUAAAACAUUCAGUCCAAACCACUGGAACUUGGAUCAGAUGGCGCCCUGAAAAUGGCUUUCUCUUUCUAAAUGCCUUAACUCAAUUAAAAAAGAAAAAUGGAAAAAAAAGCAGCCACGCUGGAGUAGCUUGCAGCGCUGCCUAAGGAGGCCAUCUAGAAGAGCCAAUUUCCCCGUUCUGUUUAAUGCAGAACUAGCUUUAGAAAGAAAUAAAUGUGAUCCAGUUGUAAGACAACAUAACUCACUAGUGUACUCCUUUAUUGUUAAAAUAAAAAGCCAGCUGACGGCAAAGCAUAACACAUUUGAAAACAUUUGGAUGUUUAAAUAUUGAUUUAUAACACUGCAGAGUAGAAACCUUGCACACUAUUGUUGUGUUCCCUAAAGCACAGUUUUACAGCUGAAUCCCGAUGAUCCGGUCUUCCUCACACUCUUCUUAUGUUAUGUUUUGGUUUCCAGGCACUUAAUUUAGGAUUGUAAUGUACUAUGUUAGCUGAUUCUAGACAAACAAUGUACAAAUUCUGGUCUUUGUGCACUCCUGUGAGUGGGGAAAAAAUAUCAUUCAAGCAUUUUUUGAGUUGGGUGAAUUGAGAAUGCCGGGAUUCAGCUAAAAUUCCCUUUUGUAUUAUUUGUUCUGCAUUAUGUUUGUGAAAGAGAGCCUAAUAUCUUUCAAGCGUCCCUUGAUUAAUAUCUUAGCCAGUUGUUGUGCCUUGCAUAUUGUCUUCUUCAGCUAUUGAAGGUGUACUUUAAUUUAUGGUUUGUAUAUUAACUGCCUCAUUUAUUUUAUUUAUUUGCCUAUCCAUUUUGGACAGGAGAAUGUUACCAAGUAAAUCUCAAGCUGUG